Molecule: messenger RNA, 672 nt
Organism: Ostreococcus lucimarinus CCE9901
Lineage: Eukaryota; Viridiplantae; Chlorophyta; Mamiellophyceae; Mamiellales; Bathycoccaceae
Exons: 1
Coding region: 1-672 (223 amino acids)
Molecular function (GO): metal ion binding; RNA binding
Source: RefSeq, a predicted model, not a curated record
AUGGACGGGGUCGAGAUCGAGGGGUCGCCGUUUGAGGUGUUUUACAGCGCGCCGUUGGACGGGCCGCUGGUGAACGAGCGUCGCGCGCGCGGCGUGCCUCUGUUGGCGCGCGGGGAGCCGGCGCCGGCGGGGGUGUGUCGAGACUUUUUGCUCGGCAACUGCGACAGGGUGAUUUGCAAGUUCAAGCACGACGUGCCGCCGCCGCCGCCGCCGCCGCCGCCCGGCGCGAGCGGAGGGGACGCGGUGGGCGUGGUGAACGUGCCGCCGCCGCCCGUGCCGGAGGAGCUCAGACGCACCGCGCACGUGUCCAACUACCCCGUCGGGCUCACCACGGAGCAGGUGAAGCAGUUGUUUUCGUUUUGCGGCUCCAUCGCGGAGUGUCGAGAGGGGGGACCGGGGAAGAACUUUUGCUUCAUCGAGUUUGAAUCAAACAAAGAAGCGCUCGCGGCGUGCGCUUUGAACGGCAUGCAAGUGGGCGGGAGGAAUCUUCGGGUGGAGCUGGCGAAGACGCCCAAGCUCUUGAACCCGCGCUCGUUUAGCCUGGCGCCGGCGCCGGCGAAAGUUGACAUCGACGCCAAGGCUGCGCAGAGCGAGGCCGCGGCGCGCGCAGCAGCCAUCUCUGCUCGAUUAGCCGCGAAGGGAGGGUCGAGCGUGCGACACAAGCCCUAUUGA